AUGAAACUUCCACCUGUUCAGUAUCUGCUUGUUCUUGCCGUAAGCGCUGGGAUGUUUAUUAGUGGAGUUUCCGUUCUCGGAUAUGGUCUUUACAAAUGGAAACACCAUCCAACAGGGCCGCCACACGGAAUUCCCACUGGAAGGCCUCAUGGUGGAGGUACAACUACCGGUGGACCUUCUGUUGCUGGCACAUGUGAUCUAAAGAAUAAAGCAACAGUUACGAUAUUUUUGGUCGAUGUCGCUGAUAACAGUCCAUCUGACUUGAAUGAAAAGUUAAAAAAUGUAAGAGCAUUUUUGCUGUCAUUUGUCCCUCUUUUGAAUUUGCAAGAAGGAUGGACUAAAUCAAAAUUGGGUAUUGCUGUUUAUUAUGGUAAUAUUGCUUAUAUGCUCAACAAUCAAUUAUGUUCAUCAAACGCUUGUUGGAAUCAAACCAUAAAUAGUCUUUCUGAGAGUAAUAUUAAUCCGUAUCGGAUAACUGUUCAUAAUUUCACAAGAGGAAUAGAGUUUGUGCACGAUGAGUUUUCGGCGAUUGACGGACAGUUAGGAUAUGGCGUUGCACGAAAAUUAGUUGUUAUUGCAAAUGGAUAUGAAUUUACUACUUGGACGCAAGCCCCAGAAAUUUCCAGACGUUUACACUCUAAAUAUUUUUCCGUGUCGGUAUUGUUGGCAACUCAGAGCAUUAUCACCGAAAACAUGUUUCUCGCUUGUGUUGAUAACAGUUACAAUAUUUAUAAGUUAAAUGGGAUUUCUGAAAUCAAUAACAACGCUAUUGUAAAAAUGACAGUCGACUGGAUUUGUCGAGCAUACAUUGUAACGACUAUGGGUACCACUAUUUUACCGACAAAGCCACAUCUCCCGACUACUGCGAGGACAACUCCUGCACCAGGACAAUUGUCUGAUAGAGUAGAACCGUGCCCCCAAUACAUCGACCUCGCUAUUGUUUUUCAUGCAACCGAGUCGAAAAACUUUUACACACUGUUAUCAUUUAUUGGAGAAGAAUUGAUCGGAACACUGUUAGGUGCAUCAAGAACUCAAAGUAACAGUCCGUAUAACAUUGCUAUUAUGACCUACACUAAUAAUCUGCUAACUGAGAUCGUCGAUUUCACCGGCUAUAAUAACGUUUCCGGCUACAUAAGCCUAUUGAAUCAAACGACAUUUAUAGAACCGCAUACGACGCAAUUGAUUUCCAAUGCUUAUGAUCGAAUUGGUCGUAUGUUUCGAGAGACUGGUCGAUAUUAUGCCAGUAAAGAAAUUGUCGUUAUAACAGAUUUUGUCGACCCCUUUAAUGCAGAAGCAGCAAAGAGAAAAUUUGAUGAAUUACCUAACUGCUAUGUUUUGGGAGUUGAAUUAGAGCUGAAAAAUCGAACGCUCACUGUACCACAUCAUGAACUUCUGCAAAUUGAUAAAUACAGCAGCAUCGAUCGUUCAAAUCAGUUAAGUAGGCGGGAAUAUGGCAAUCAAAUUGCCAGUAAACUUUGCCGAUAUGUUACUCCAAAAACUACAACUCCUGUUCCAACAACAACUACUGGUUUACGAACUCCACCACCACCAGCUGUAACGGCUCGAGAAGUGUGGCCUGAUAUAGCAGUAUUGAUCGAUGUGUCUUCAAAAAUGGGAAGUCGCGAACUUGAGACUGUCGAUACAUUUGAAAAGCUUCAGUGGGCACUUGGAGAAAUGCUCCAAUUUGGAGAAAUGCCUGUUUCACCAGUUCGUGACCUUAACAAAGCACUUUUGACAUUGAUUUCAACGGUUUACGUGGAAACACUUUCUGACUUUAAUGUUUACAAAGAAAAUUUCUUGUGGAUUUUCUUAUCUGGAAGUCCAUUAAAUAACGACUAUUUAACUCCGCUUCGUAAUCUACAAAAAAUGGGAAUUCGAACAGAAGCAAUUGGGUUAGGAGUUGAGGUUGAUAACUGGCACUUAAGUCAAUUUGGAUACACCAGUUUUCAAGUAUCAAACUGGACAGAUGACAUGAUUGGUAUAACUGCUACUGGAGACGAUCUGUCAGAUCAAAUUUACGAUGACACAACCAGCAAAAGAACUCAACCACUUAGCAAAAUUUAUGCAGACUUCUACUUCGUUAUUGACCAGUCAGAUGGAGUUAGUGCCUCUGAUUUUGCUCAUAUCAAAGAGUUUCUUAUUUCUUUCACUGGUCGGCUUUCUAUUGAUACACUGCACUGCGGUAUAGCCAUUAUACCAUUUGAAUCGGAGAUUGUUGGAGGCCAGCAGUUGACUUAUGAUAUAACUGAAUUAAACAGUUAUCUCAACAGUUUAACUUAUACAUCCAGUGCUCAUGCAAAAAGCAAUAUUGGAAGGUCUGUACAAAUGUUUAAGGACUCAUUUUGGAAGAACGGCAAUCGCUCGUCACAUAUAAUUUUUAUCUUAGGAUCUCAACAAACAGUUGGUGCUGAAAUUGUUGCACCUGUUCUUCAAAAUACUGGAAAUAUUUAUGCGAUCAGCAUAAAUCCUAAUGUUGGCUACCUAAACGUUAUCACUGAUAGUGCUUCCACAUUUGUACUUGACAGUUCUGUCAGUCUGCAAAACUGGGUAGAAGAUGUUCGGGCAAAAACAGUUCAGAAUCCAAUGACACAUUUCUUUAUGAAACUUGCUGAUGUUCAAGAAACUUAUAUGCAAUCUCAUGUAAUUCCACUAAAAGAACUGAACGUUGACUUGGUGUUUGCCAUCGAUCUAACGCUCAUCAAAAAAUUCAUUCUUAACUUUGGUAAACAGUUUAACAUUGGUCCAACAAAUACGCAGAUUGCUGCUCAUUGUUAUACAGAUGAAAAUAAUGUGGAAAAUGGCUUUCAUUUUUGGGAAGUUAAAAGUGAAGCAGAUUUUGAAAGAAAGAUUAAUGGAUUAAAGUUGGAAACAAAUGAUGUUCCAUUACCAUCUGAUAUUGCUGGUGCUUUUAUUGAUAUUGCUGAUUAUAUUUUGACUGCUGAAAAUGGGUGGCGAAAGGGACCUACCUAUGUGAUCGCUCUUUCAACUGCGCAAGAGUAUAAUAUUUCCAAGUUAAUUAAUGAUCCAUCGAGAACGGAAGAAGCAAGAAGAAAAAUCUUUUUUAAAGCUCAAUCUUUGGGCUUAAAUAUGGACGGGUUAGAUAAUACUAAUGCUGGAUUUUUACGACUGUUUACUACAGCUUUCUACGCUGUUGUGCCAAACGUUGAAAUGUAUAAAACAUAUAAUUUUCCUGCUCCACCACCAGUGAAAAGCGUAGUUGCAGACUUUGUAUUUAUCAUUGAUCAUUCUUCUAAUAUGACUGCACAACUUUUCGACCACGCGAAAACAUUAAUGAUAGAUUUGAUGCAUGCAGGAACGUUUUUACCGCAAAAUAGUCGUCUUGGUGUUAUACCAUACGAUUCGUUCGGUAUUGUUGAAGAACAGAUUAUUCCAAUUAAUAAACAUUUGAAAGAAAAUGAAACUAUGAAAAACAGUAUUGAAGCAGAUAUACGAAAUAUGCUUGAUUAUAGAGCUGAUUUCUUUCCCAGUAAUAUAACCAGUGCCAUUGAUUACCUGGUGAACAGAGGCAAUGUUUUUGGUUUACGUACCAAUGUACCAGUCUUUGUUACAAUUUUUGCUGCUUCACCUCAGAUCUCAGAUUAUAUACCACAGUCACUGAUCAGCGCAUUUAAUGCUCGACGUUUACUGUAUGCAUUUGAAAGAAAUAAUUUACCUUACAUUGAUCAGUUGUUUGGAUCUCAAAAAGAUACAAGUGUAUCUGUUUCUACAGAUUUUAUACUAGAAGAUACCUAUCGACAAUUUAUUACUACGGGUUAUCAAAGAUGGAUGACAACAUUUGCAACAGUUACAGAGUAA
Enterobius vermicularis (human pinworm) is the source of this 3816-nucleotide messenger RNA. The record is from the annotation of a GenBank genome assembly. Lineage: Eukaryota; Metazoa; Nematoda; Chromadorea; Rhabditida; Oxyuridae.